Messenger RNA from Triticum aestivum (bread wheat), 1054 nucleotides. Its product is annotated as cysteine-rich receptor-like protein kinase 10. The record is from RefSeq and is a predicted model, not a curated record. The transcript has 2 exons. The coding region runs from base 45 to 953 and encodes 302 amino acids. Lineage: Eukaryota; Viridiplantae; Streptophyta; Magnoliopsida; Poales; Poaceae.
CAGCUCCACUUCCAAGUGCCAAAGCGGGGCGCCACCGCCACAGCAUGGCGCUUCCAGCGAUCUCGUGGCCGCUCAUCUCCCUCCUCCUCGCCGUGACGCCAGCCCAUAGCACCUGUGAGGAGAGCGUGCGCAUCGCGGGCGCAGGCGGCUUGCUGCAAUGCUACCCGGCGCCGGCGCUCAGCAACGCCACGAACGGCACGGCGUUUCGUGCCACCCUGCUCCCGCUCCUCCGCUCUCUCCCCUCCGCCGCCGCGCCCACGGGCUUCGCCUCCCUACGGUCCGUCACUCGCGGGGAGCGCGCGUUCGCGCGGGGGCUCUGCCUCGGCAACUCCACGGUGCCGUCCGAGUGCGCCCGGUGCCUGUCCGCCGCGGCUGGGAACCUCACCGCCGGCUGCGGCUCCACCAGCCGGCGCGCCGGCUUCUGGAGCGACCGGUGCUUCCUCGCCUACGCCGACACCAACACAUCCUCGCCUAGCGAGGACGCCUUCCGCGCUCUCGUCCUCCUCGACGCCGUCCCUGCCUCUAAGGUCAACACCAAAUCCUUCUACUACGUCCACCUGCACGAUGAGCUGGUCGCCAUGGCGCAGCAGGUGGCGCGGCGCGCGGCCGCGAACAUCUCCGGGCCGCGGAUGCUGGCCACAGCGGAGGAGAGCAACUCCGAGAGCGCGGUGAGCAGAACAGUGCACGUUCUGGCGCAGUGCGGGAGGGACCGCACGGCGGCGGGCUGCGUCCGGUGCCUGCAAAACUCGGUGCACGCCGUGGACUGGGACCUCAACGCUGCCCGCGUCGACGGUGGCGUGGCGGCCGCGGUGGUGGGCUUCAACUGCUACAUGCGGUUUGAGGUCUCCACUGCAGCGUGUGGCGACACUAUCUGGGGCGCUGUAGCACCGGUGCUACUCGUGCUAUGUAUGUUGGCAGGAGGCGCAUGUGGGUGUAUGUGUGCUUUACCCUGAUGAAGUGGAGAAAGAAGGAUGAAGCAACCACAUGUGCGUUAUUUAUCGUCCACUGAUUGUCUAAUCUGAAAAUUCGUUACAACAUAAUCAGAGAUCAGAAA